AUGGAAGUAGCUGAUGAGAUUCUCUCGAAAGUCCAUGAAGAGACCAAGAUCUCCUAUAAAGCUUCUUUGCUAUCAACACCAGGAAUUAGUACAGAAGAUCAUUCCUUUCUUACCAAUGAGAUCGAGGAAGAUACUCCUAAUCCGGAAGAUCGGUGGUACAUGGAGGAAGGUGGCCCUUCUGAGGGCGAGAAGCCCUUUGACCCUUGUCCGGUCAUUCCGAUCUCUAAGGAGGAAUUCAAUGAAUGGUGUAAACCAUGGAAAGCAGCACUUAUUGUCAAAGUUCUUGGCAAAAGAGUGCACCAAGGCUUCAUAGAACAACGUCUAAAUAGAGACUGGGUUAAAAAAGGUAGGAUUAAUAUUAUUGAUAUGGAUCGUGACUAUUUCUUGGUUCAUUUUUCAGAUGAGGAAGAUUACACUCAUGCUCUUCUUGGAGGACCUUGGAUGAUUGCCGGACAUUAUCUUAUUGUUCAAAGAUGGAGGCUUUUCUUUCUCUCUUCUGAGAGUGCAGUCAGGAAAAUAGCAGCAUGGAUACGUAUUCCAAACCUACCUAUUGAGCUAUAUAACCACCAUUUUCUGUGGCGUGUUGGAUCCACCAUUGGAAAUAUGCUCAAGAUCGACAAAACUACGUCUAUUCAAUCAAGAGGGAAGUUUGCUAGAAUAUGUGUGGAAAUCGAUUUAUCUAAAAAACUUGUACCACGAAUCUCGGUCAUGGAAAAUAUUCUUAACAUAGAGUAUGAAGGGCUCCACCUCAUCUGCUUCUCGUGUGGAAAAUAUGGGCACAGGGCUGAUCAGUGCAGUGAAGGUGUUGCGACCAAGGACGCUCAGCCGAGAACGGGAGUCUCCGGGGAACCAACAGUGGAUAUGGAAAGUCAUGAUUUGUGCGAUAAUCAAGGCAUGAAGGAAAGCCAAGAUAACAAUAGUAGGCUCAAUCAGGAUCCCCCUGACUUUGGUCCGUGGAUGAUGGUGAGGAGGCAAGUCCGGAAGAAACAGGAAAGAAUCUCGUCUAAUUUAACUAAAUCCGUUCCUUCUAAUAAUAACCUUCUCAUUGUGGAAGAUGCUACAGAUGAUAUAAGGCAAAAAGUGGAAGGUAGAUCCAGGAACCCCGAGACCGAAUUGAAAGAAAAAGAGAUCUUGAAUCGUAUGAGGGAAAUUGAGAAACAACAAUGGGAAGCCUUUGACAUGACAAAGAGAGUGAAUGUGCUAUUUGAAGAUAACAUUGCGAAGAGUGAAUUCAUGUGUGAUCAUUCGAGUAAGCGGCCCCUCUCAGUGAAGAUGAAGGGAAAGAACGUGGAGGUGGAGUCACCGAAGAAACCUCCGGAUCUCAGCACGGGGGUCCCAGGAGCGGGUGGUAAAGGUUUUCCCACUCUUAUAAGGGAUUUGAGGAGAAAUUAUGAAGCUCAUCUGAUCAUUUUACUUGAGACCCACAUCAGUGGGGACCGGGGUAAAAUUAUUAGAAAUAAAAUAGGGUUUGAUAGCUGCUGUGUGGAAGAGGCCAGGGGCCAUUCGGGAGGUAUUUGGGUUUUGUGGGAUUUCCAUUACUGGAAAGUGGAGGCUAUUCAGCAACAUAUUCAGUUUAUUCAUUUGAAGAUCGAAGGUAGAGAUUCUAUGCCCUGGAUGCUAACGGCUAUCUAUAGGAGUCCUCAGAGAUUGAUGCGUAAGUCACUUUGGGAUAAUCUUCGAGAUCUUCGGAAUUCUGUUGAUCUUCCUUGGUGCACCAUUGGCGACUUUAAUGCCAUCUUACACAGUUAUGAAAAAAAGGGGAGGAGCUCCUUCUCAAAGUGGUGA
Messenger RNA from Arachis stenosperma, 1785 nucleotides. RefSeq lists its product as uncharacterized. Gene Ontology annotation, molecular function: nucleic acid binding; zinc ion binding. The record is from RefSeq and is a predicted model, not a curated record. The transcript is spliced from 3 exons. Lineage: Eukaryota; Viridiplantae; Streptophyta; Magnoliopsida; Fabales; Fabaceae. The coding region runs from base 1 to 1785 and encodes 594 amino acids.